Molecule: messenger RNA, 926 nt
Organism: Vigna umbellata (rice bean)
Lineage: Eukaryota; Viridiplantae; Streptophyta; Magnoliopsida; Fabales; Fabaceae
Product: Inosine triphosphate pyrophosphatase family protein
Biological process (GO): nucleoside triphosphate catabolic process
Cellular component (GO): cytoplasm
Molecular function (GO): nucleoside triphosphate diphosphatase activity
Source: RefSeq, a predicted model, not a curated record
UAAAUUUGAUUUAUAUAUAUAUAUAAAUAAAUUGUGCCUUGAGGCAGCAGUCUUCGGUGCGGCCGCGGUUGUGGGAAGUCGACUCGACAAAAAAUCAAACGGGAUUUGGGAAAUGGCUGCUGCAAGAGGAUUGGUCCUGUCACGUCCUGUUACUUUUGUGACUGGAAAUGCCAAAAAGCUUGAAGAAGUUCGUGCCAUCUUGGGGAAUUCCAUUCCUUUCCAGUCGUUCAAAAUUGAUUUGCCCGAGUUGCAAGGAGAGCCUGAAGAUAUCUCUAAAGAGAAGGCUCGAAUGGCUGCCCUUCAGGUGAAUGGACCUGUGUUAGUUGAAGACACUUGUCUCUGCUUCAAUGCCUUGAAGGGUCUUCCAGGGCCUUACAUCAAAUGGUUUCUGCAGAAGAUUGGCCAUGAAGGUCUCAACAAUUUGCUGAUGGCAUAUGAUGAUAAAUCAGCAUUUGCCUUAUGUGUAUUUUCCUUUGCGGCAGGUCCAGAUAGUGAACCUAUCACAUUUUCUGGAAAAACUCCGGGGAAGAUUGUUCCUCCGAGAGGGCCUAAUGAUUUUGGAUGGGAUCCUAUUUUUGAACCUGAAGGCUAUGAUCAAACCUAUGCAGAAAUGCCCAAAGAAGAAAAGAACAAAAUUUCCCACCGCUCCAAAUCUCUUGCAUUGGUCAAAUCUCAUUUUGCAGAAGCUGGUUAUACUUUUCAGAUCAAUAACGUCUGAAAUAUCAUUUGGUAGAUUAUUAUACACUUCAAAGGGAUUUUCUAAUAGUACCAAUUAUGGCACUAUUUUGAUUUUUUUUGGUACAACUUCUCCCGUAGGACAAAAAUCACACACAAAAAACAGAAAAGUAUACCAAAAAAGCAAUCUUUCAAGUUUAUAGACGUUUUUUAUCCGAACAAAAUUGCUGGAAGAGAAUAAAAUAUAAAUG